CGUCCACGGGGGAGGCUUAACUUUGCCUUUGUUAGCGCUUAGGCUCCUCCGAGCGCCAUGUCACGCUGGCCCACUAGCCUGGCAGAAAUUCUUCCAGGGCAGCAUUUCUGGCAGCCCAGCACCCCUAUAGGGAAGUAUUACAGAGGGCUGUAAGGGCUGAAGAUCGGUCCGAUGAGUGGUGGAGAUGUGCCGGCAAUCACCAACCACGCAGGCAGGCACCCACAAACGCAGUCGCCAGGCCCGGCCAGAGCACGCAUGCAUGCACCAGGAUGUCCCGUGGAGAAGGGGAUGCAGCUUACAUGGUAACUGGAGAGGCGAGGCAAGUACCGCAAGAGGUGGGGAUAGCUUCCAAGAGUAAUUAUAUAUACCUGCUCGCCAUCCCCUCCAUUUCCGGGGUACGAUAAUCACUCAAGUCUGUAUUGAACUCUUGAAUCGAUAAUAUGUUGGGUGCUUCUCUUCGCAAGGUCGCCCUCGGCUGUCUUGCCGCUGCCUCUGCCUUGACCGGCGUGGCUGCUGCUACCACCAAGUCCCUUGAGGAGCGUGCUUCCUCUGCCGACCGUCUCGUCUUCUGCCACUUCAUGAUCGGCAUUGUUGGUGACCGUACCUCCUCCAGCGACUACGACGAUGACAUGCGCCGCGCCAGAGACGCUGGCAUCGACGCCUUUGCCCUCAACAUUGGUGUUGACUCCUACACCGACACUCAGCUCGGUUUCGCCUACGAAUCUGCUGCACGCAACGGUAUGAAGGUCUUCAUCUCCUUCGAUUUCAACUGGUGGCACACUAGCGACGGCAACGCUGUUGGCCAGAAGAUUGCCCAGUACAAGGGCCGUGACGCUCAAUUGAAGGUUGAUGGCCGUACUUUUGCUUCCUCCUUUGCCGGUGACGGUCUCGAUGUCGAUGCCAUGCGCUCUGCUGCCGGCGACAACGUCUACUUCGUCCCCAACUUCCAUCCCGGCCAGUCCAGCAGUGACAAGAUCGACGGUGCUCUCAACUGGAUGGGUUGGGACAGCGAUGGCAACAACAAGGCUCCCAAGGACGGCCGCCGUGUAAGCGUUGCUGACGGUGACAACUCUUACAAGUCGUGGCUGAAGGGCAAGUCUUACCUCGCUCCUGUCUCUCCCUGGUUCUUCACCCACUUUGGCCCCGAGGUUUCCUUCUCCAAGAACUGGGUCUUCCCUGGUGGCUCCCUGCUUUACGACCGCUGGAACACCGUCCUCCAGCAGGGCUUCCCCAUGGUUGAGAUUGUCACCUGGAACGACUACGGCGAGUCUCACUACAUUGGUCCCCUCAAGUCUCCUCACUACGACGACGGCAACUCCAAGUGGACCAACGACAUGCCCCACGAUGGCUGGUUGGAGCUCUCCAAGCCCUUCAUCAAGGCUUACAAGGCCAAGGCCAAUUCCGUCAACAACUACAUCGAGAAGGACCAGAUCAUCUACUGGUACCGCCGCACCCUCCGCUCGCUCGACUGCGACUCCACCGACACCACCUCUGGCCGUCCCGCGAACAACGCCUCUGGCAACUAUUUUGAGGGCCGCCCCGAUGGCUGGCAAUCCAUGGACGAUGUUGUCUACGUCGUCUCCUACCUCAAGUCUGCCGGUACCAUCACCGUCUCCUCUGGUGGCCAGACCAAGACCGAGAAUGCCCCCGCUGGUGCUCACAUCUUUACUGUUCCCGCUGGUGUCGGUAAGCAGCGCUUCACUCUCUCGCGCAACGGGCAGAACGUCCUCGACUCCACUUCGCUCAUGGACAUCUCCAACGUCUGCCCUUGCGGUCUCUACAACUUCAACGCCUACGUCGGCACCGUCCCUGCCGGUGAGAGCGACCCUCUCCAGGCCCACGGCCUCGCCUCACUCACCCAGGGUCUGCACGUCUCGACCUGCCAGCCUCAGCCUUCACUGGGCACCAACCCUCCCGGCCAGAACCCUCCUCCUACCACUACUCCUCCUGGCAACCCUCCUACCACCCAGCCUCCUGGUGGCGGUAACCCCCCUCCUACCAGCGCUCCUCCUAGCGGUGGUCAGGCUUGUAUAGAGGGUACCAACGCUGACGGUGAGAGUGGCAACUUCUCCGGUCUCUGCGCUUUCGCCUGCCGCUACAACUACUGCCCCAAGGGCCCCUGCAAGUGCACCAAGUACGGUGCUGCCAUUGCUGCCCCUGCUACCAACAACCGCAACGGCUGCCCUCUCCAGGGUGAGAGCGAUGCCUACAAGGGUCUUUGCAGCUUCGACUGCAACCACGGCUACUGCCCCGACACUGCUUGCCGCUACUGCUAAAGGUAGCUUGUGUAGAGCCGCGCGCAGAGUUUCGUAUAUAUACACUUAGACAUGUAGACGAAUUGUAAAUUUAAAUAAAUGAACAUAA
[Torrubiella] hemipterigena is the source of this 2364-nucleotide messenger RNA. NCBI's taxonomy places the organism in Eukaryota, Fungi, Ascomycota, Sordariomycetes, Hypocreales, Clavicipitaceae. The record is from the annotation of a GenBank genome assembly.